AUAACUGUGAACUCGCAAUCUUUAAGGUUUCCGCAGCUUUCUCUAACCAUUGAUAAAAGCAGUCGCGAUUCGUAAACUAUAUUCAGUCGACAAAAAUGAGCUUUUUGUGUUGUCACCCUCUUCUAACCAAACUAGUUAUGAACCGUAAGCAAUAUUUAAUUCCAUAACUUAUACGACAUUGUCUUCGGGCCCGCCGAGAAAAUCAGGUUAAAUGUUGGCGCCGUCUCCAUUUUUCACCAAUGAUUGACUUGAUACUGUCGUCUGCAAUCGUGGGUCAGUCUAUUUGGUAAACAAAUCGCCAUCUUGCUGAGUGUGGACAUUUUAUUUGUUUGUGUGUUGUGUGUGCUGAGAGAUUCGAGAAAAGCUGCUGGGCUUCCUACCUGCGUGGUAUAGCCUAGUAGUAGCAGUACAGUGCCACUAUUGGGCCUGUCGAGAAAGUCGCUCUCGCUGCAGUUGCAGGUUAACUGAUUGUCCCGGUGUGGCCGUCGGCGCUUCUGUGCGUCGCCUCUUGUGCCCCGUGGACUGUUAUCUGUGCUCAGUGCGACGGUGUUCUAACCAGAAGGGACACGGCCAGACUACCAAACGGGCUGCAUCUUGCUGCCUUAAGCUUACACUGGCAAUCGUCAUAGUAAAUUGGGCUAAAAGCAGCUUAAGUGUUCUGUGUGGUGUUGUUGGAUGUGCUAUAGGCCAUUCGUUCACGCCCGAGAUCUACCAGCUGCUUAGUUAGUGAGUAGCGGUUGUAGAGUACGACAGGAUCAAAACAGAAAGCCUCUGAAGGCCUGACGAUUGCGCUGCGGGGCUCACCGUCCAUUCGACAGCUCAAGAAAUGGUUCGGACCUCUAUGUUUUCUGCGGCUGCAGUCUUAAAGAUCUCCACGUUCGCACCGGUGUCGUCGCGCCCUGCGUUCGAGAUGAGCUCUAUCGUAGAGGUGGGCUGGGGGCGGUGAGCCGCCAACGAAGGCGGCCAUUUGACCAUUUGACUACCGCUGCAGGAUGGCGACCCCGCCAUGGAUGGAGGGUGUACCUGGCGGCCCUCCCUUGCAGCAACAGCAAGCGACCAUGGCCCCGCAACAGCAACAGGGGCCUCCGCAGUCAUCGGGGCUGUCAGCCCUAGAACGUAUGUUAGACAAUGCUCCGAAACCCCCAGGCACAGGUCCCGCAGACCCGUACGGACACCAAUGGGGUCCAGGGACCUCUCAGGGUUCCAUAUCCGGUUACCAGACCUCAACUCAAGGGGGUCCCGGCGGAUGGUACCAACCGCCGGGGCCCCUUCCAGGGGAGUAUCCGUACUCAGCAGCAGGGGAUCCCAAUAUGCCUUCACAGUCAUUCGGACCCCCACCUCCACAACAGGCUCAGCAGGACCAGAGGUACCCUCCACCUGAUAUUCAGCAGCCAGUAGGAGGGCCUCCUCCUAUGAGUCAACAGGAUCUUGGUGGUUAUUAUUCAUCGCAGAAUGCUAACGCUGGCAUAGGGCCGGGUGAUCAAUGGUGGGGGUACCCACCGGAUGGCCAGGGAAGUUUAGGUCCUCCCACACCUUCUCCUAGUGGGCGACAAUACGACCAAUAUCCGCCCCCAUCACAGAGUUACUAUCCGGCUGAUUCGGGCUACGGGCCAACGCAACCGCCUCACUCGCAGGUGAACAUGUAUAAUCCGAACAUUCCACCAGCGAACGCCUUCAACGGCGCUCCCGGAAGUUUGGGAUCUCAGGGUGGAAACCAGUACGCUCCUCCGCCACCUCCACAGCAGUUUGAUCAAUUCGUUGGAGGCAGUGGGUAUUCACAAGCCCCACAGCAUGGUCCUCCACCACCCGCAGGAAGUUACUUUGAUCAGAGCUAUUGCGAAACAACGCCCUAUGGACCGGUCAAGAAUGAACCUCUACCGCCUUCGCCCUACCCGAGCAGUCCGAGCCUAAAUCGAGGCUCAGUUCCGCCUCCGUCAACGGGUCAGGGGUCCGUACAGGGUCAACAGCAGCCACAAAUGUUUUCCCCAUAUGGUGGCCAACAAGGCUAUCCACCGACACCUACACCACCCCAAGCAGGUUUACCGCCCCCACCUCAGCAGCAGUACCCGCCAAUGAGCUCUGCACAGCAGGGACCUCCUCCACAAGCGGGCUCAUCACCUGCCGAGACCAAAAAGCCUAGGAGGAGAACUAAGAAAGGUACCUUUAAAGGAAAGGAACCCGCUCCAGAGCCUGCUCCAGUAACACCCUCGACUCUUAUGCAGUCACAUCCUGGUCAUAUGGGUCAUAUGGCUCCCCUGCCUAGUCAGUAUGGUCCUCCGCCAUCACCUAUGGGGACACCUAUGGGCGUGGGGCUUCCUCCUGACUACAAUCCUUACUCGCAGGGUCCACCGGGUCCGCCUGGUUAUUCAAUGAAUCCUGGAGGGCCAAUAGAUGCUAAUGGGCCUGUGAUGGGCGGUCAGUGUCCACCAGGAAUGCAGCCCCCGAUGCAUAAUGGUGGCGGUAUGGGGCAGCCUCAUGGAAUGGGGCCAAUGGGUCAGCAAUUACCGCCUCAACCGCUACCUCCUCAGCAUUCGAUGUAUGGUGGUUUUGGCCCAUCGCCUGAUCAACAGCUUAUGGGACCACAGCAGCCGCAUCAGCAUAUCCCAUCCCAACAGCUGAAGCCCGUAGAGCAACGUGGCGUAAAACGUGAAGGCGAUCUAAUCAGUAGCGAGUCGUCAAAACGAUUAACAUCUGUACUGUCGCAAGAUGAUAACGCAUUGAGCCAUGCUCCCGUUGAGGAAGGGUGUGUAAGGGUGCCACUGGGAGUCGGUGUAACCGGUGAACGGAGCGGAGCAGACAACGGGUCAACAAAGGAUGACAAUGUCACAGAAAAGGAUGAAUCCACCCAGGAGUCAACAAACACGAUAGAGAGUGCCAAAACGGAAACCGAAGAUGACGACCCAUCAAAGAUGGGAGCCACAAAUGGCGACCGAUGUCGAGGUUCAUCAAAGAAAGAAAAUGGCGAAAGCAGCAGUGGAAAAAAUGGAGACAACAAUGGAGGAAAGGACAGGGGUAGCGGUAGCAGUAAAGACGGCGACGAGAAGGGUAGAGACAACAAAGAUAGCGACCGAAAAGAUGGCGAAUCAAAAGACAACGAUGACAGCGACGACGUCGACAAAAAGUCGAAGCUGCACCUAAGGAGAAAUAUCAAAGGCAUUAAAGACGAAGCCUCGUUAGACGAACGAACAAAGCGUGCCCAAAAGGAGGAGAAGGAGCGAAUGGAGCGUUUGCAAAAGCAACGACAAAGAGCUCUCAAUGCUCUAAAAGAGCUGAGGGGACAGCUGGCAAAGCCAUUUGACGAGGCGACAAGGUCAAUAGUCGCUGCACAGGGGGUCACCCCGUCAGCUAGUGACGAGAUCGGAGUCGAGAACAGGAGUGCUAAACGGAACGAAGACAACAGCGAGAUUACCACAGAGAUUCCCGAUGACAAUGAGGAUGUCACUAUAGUUAAGGAGGAGAAACAAACAAAAAAGAAGGAUAAGGAUAGAGAAAGGGACGGCGACGUUAUCGAGUUGUCAUCUGGUGAUGAAGACGAGGAAAGUUCUGAUAUCCCAAAAGAACGAGAUGUGAUCAAUGUCAGCGAUGAAUCGGAGGACGAGGAUGAAGAGCUGGACCUUAGUACGUUAGUGCAUCCGAUUCGUGACGACAAAGGACGGGUGCUUGUCAACGUUGGGCACGACGAUAACGAAAAGGAUAUAUUUAUUGCUCCUCAACUCGCUCCCAUUAUAAAACCGCAUCAGAUUGGCGGGGUACGUUUCCUAUACGAGAAUGUGGUAGAGAGUAAGGAAAGAUUUGAGACCACCCCAGGAUUCGGUUGCAUUCUAGCACAUAGCAUGGGAUUGGGCAAGACCAUCCAGGUUAUCACAUUUAUCGAUGUGUUCUUGCGCCACACAUCGGCACGGAAGGUCCUAGUUAUCACUCCAAUCAACACCAUUCAGAAUUGGCAAGCUGAAUUCGACAAGUGGGUGCCCAAAGAGGACCAAGUACACCCAUCAUUUGUCAAUGACGGCCACGUACGACCUCGUAACUAUCCUGUGUUUCUACUUAACGAAGCAUACAAAUCGACAACCGCACGUCAUCGUGUUAUUAAAGAUUGGGAGGACCAGGGGGGUGUUAUGCUUAUGGGCUAUGAGAUGUACCGCACAUUGGCCCUGAAAAAAACCUACAAACCAAAGGGAAGGAGGAAGGCCAACAACGCUCAAGAUUCAGAGGAAACGCAGCGUCGAGAUCGCGCGCUACUUGAAGAGGUCUAUGAGGCGUUGGUCAAUCCCGGACCCGACCUUGUGGUUUGUGACGAAGGCCAUCGUAUCAAAAAUUGCAAUGCAUCCACUUCCGCCGCUCUCAAGGAUAUCAAGACGCGCCGUCGUAUUGUUUUGACAGGCUAUCCUUUACAGAACAAUCUAAUAGAAUAUUGGUGCAUGGUGGACUUUGUUCGACCCGCAUAUUUGGGCACAAAGAUGGAGUUCACUAAUAUGUUCGAACGGCCCAUACAGAACGGCCAGUGCGUUGAUUCAACGCCGAAGGAUCGGCAAUUAAUGAAGUUCCGCGCACACGUGUUGCAUUCACUGCUGAUCGGUUUUGUACAGCGUAGAGGUCAUGGCGUUUUAAAAGACGCCCUUCCACAUAAAGAGGAGCAUGUGAUAAUGGUCAGAAUGACCGAAGUUCAACGCGCACUUUACUCUGCACUUGUCCGGGAGUUUGUCACCGAUUCUGAUAAUUCGGCCAACCCAUUGAAGAUUUUCGCUGUCUGCUGCAAAAUCUGGAAUCAUCCAGACAUUCUGUACAAUCUAGUCAGAAAUAAAAAAGGGCUACCGCCAACGGCAGUAAUGGAUCUGGACAUUGAUGACGGUACAGCGGAGGGUCCAAGCGGCGUGUGCACCCCACGGAAAGCACCCGGUGAAGACGGAGAAAGUCUUUUGGAGCCUGAAGGGGUUACUGAGGAGAAAGAUGAAGGGCUUACGGUAAAAAAGAAACGAGGUCGAAAGAAAAAAGAACUGCCUGUACCCGUCGAACCGUUGCCAACGAACAAAGUUGACGAUGAUCUUAACAAGAUCUCCUAUGAGUGGGCGUACGAUAUUCUAGAAGACUAUAAGCCGGACGAUGUCUCCAAUAGCCACAAAAUACUGCUUCUGAUGGAGAUGGUGGAUACGGCGAUGAAAAUUGGAGACAAACUUCUUGUGUUUAGUCAGUCCCUGCUCACGCUCGACCUGGUUGAAAGGUUUUUGCAAGCGCGCGAUUUGCCGCCACGACCGGGUUUACCGUACACCGAUAAAUGGGUCCGGAAUAGAACCUAUUUCCGCCUCGAUGGCAGCACAUCUGGACAGGAUCGAGAGAAGAUGAUCAACGACUUCAACCGCAACCCAUGCGUGGCACUCUUCCUGCUAUCAACCCGUGCAGGAUGUCUCGGCAUUAAUUUGAUAGGGGCAAACCGUAUUAUUGUUCUGGAUGCCUCGUGGAACCCGUGCCACGACGCACAAGCUGUGUGCAGGGUUUACAGAUACGGACAACAGAAACCCUGUUAUAUCUACCGAUUUGUCUGUGAUAACUCUUUGGAAAAGAGGAUUUACGAUCGACAGGUUAACAAACAGGGAAUGUCGGAUCGCGUAGUCGAUGAAAUGAAUCCCGAGGCAAAGCUGACAUGGAAGGAUGUAUCGACGUUAAUUCAUGAGGAUGAGACAGACCCACCUGUUCAAGACUACUCGGACAAAAGUGAAUCGUUUAGUGACCCUAUCAUGAGGCAAGUAGUACUGGCCAAUUCGGCGGCCUUUACUAAACUACCAUUUGAGCAUGAAUCUCUCCUACUUGACCAGAAAGACCAAAAGCUAACGAAGUACGAAAAGAAACUUGCCAAAAUAUCAUAUGAACAGGAAAGGAAAGCAGCUCAGCUAGGUGGCCGCUGCAAUUAUGGAGGAGUAAACCUAAUGAAUGGCGGACGGGGAGGGGGAACCUACGGCACGUAUCCUCCCCGGGUGGGCAUGGUCCGAGACUACAAGACCGGACAGCUGGUGCCGACCCCCAUGGGAGCCAUAGGGGUCAACGCUGGCACGGCCUUGGUCCACCAGCUGAUUAAGCAGGGCAUGACGGUGCAAAAGAUGAAGGUGCCACGAAGCCUUUCCAUCGGCUUAAUCAACGAGCCGCCAGUACACGUGCCUGCCGGCAGCGAGCUAUUCGUGAUGAAGACGCCUCGCGGGGUGUAUUUGCGCCUGCCAUGCGAGCGCGUCAUCGCCAUGAGGCUGCCACAAACGCUUGAUCAACUAUGCAUGGCGCGGCCUAGCCCUUUUAGGAAUACCAUUCAGCCCGAGCACAGCUUCAUGCAUGCUGCAGCUGCUCGAAAGCCUGAGGUGAUCAACCUGGACGACGAUUCGUCCACCGACGUCGAGGACGACAAGCCUACUAAGGCAAAGCCCAAGGUGAUCACCAUCGAAUCGGAGACCAUUUCGCGCAAUAAGGGUCUCUACGACAUGCUCACUAAGGACUGCAAGUCGGCCGCGGCGCCGAAGGACGACACGGACGGCGAUCUUCUCGGCCGGGUAGCUGCCAAUAAGGACCUGCAGCUUCAAGUAACUGAAGUGCGCACGGAACGAAAGGCGCGUAUGAAGAUCACGCAACGGAAACGCGUUGAUACGAACAGCGGAAGUGGUGGUAGCGGUAGCGGUGGGGACCGAGCGCAUUUGUUAGAGCUGAACGGUGACGGAGUCGAAGUGUCAGAGGUACCUCUUGAAGGUCUGAAUAGCGUCGACGGUACAGAAGGGGAUUCCGAGCUAGAUGAAGCACUUCGAAAUGACCCACCUGAAGACGAGUUGUUUGACCUAGGAGGUUUGCUUGGUACAGAGAUCAGUGUGAGUCCCGUUAAACCUUUAAAACAACGACGUAAAAGCCCGGUUCGGACAAAACUUGACGUUGACGACGAAGACGAGGAGGACGAGGAUCUUGACGAUUCAGUUGGCACCAAUGGUCAGGCCAACAUGCCCUCUAGUAAUGAUAACUCACAGGGUUCCGCUUCAGAUAAUUCUGUGGGAGUUAAACGUAAUCCAUUAACCAUCCAGAGUCUGGACGAAAUGUUGGAUGCGCCUAAAACCAGUCCCGCCAUUCCCCUGCUGGCGCCACCAUCUCCGCAGGCAAUUAUCGCUGCUCCGUCGGCACUCGAACUAGUAGAGCCUGAUAGUACGAGGACGUAAACCUUUUUAUUGCAACGGUUGCCGCCUUCGCGCGCAUAGUACGUCCGCUCUGUUUACUGCAUUCUGUCUCAUACUGUCAUCGUAUUUGACUGUAUCGUAUUGAGCCAGAUUGAACCAGAGAUUUACGAAAAGCCUAAAGCAAAGGAAGACAACGGUUGGUUUGUAAGCACGCUGAUUCUAUCCGCACUAAGCGUGCGCAAUGACGUUUCACCACUGUCGACAUAGUCCCGCGGCUUUAUGCUGUUCCGGGGCAUCCGACACAAUCAUAUAAAGAAUUCAAAAAGCGUUAGGCCAAUUUUGUCUACCUGUUGCUCUAUUCUUCCCUCGAGUAAGAAUGAAGUGUGACCGUGAACUCGACUAGUACAUCUAAAGUACAUUUGUCGUAAGCUAGACGAAAUUACGCCGUCAAUCGUUUGAACAACUGAAGCAACGCGACAAAGCCAACUUGGGCGAAUAAAGGAGAACUAUAGUAAUGUAAUCUUAACGGGGAAUAUAAGAGGAUCGACCAGUUCUCAAAAAAAGGGACUCAGAUCAAUGGACGGAUACAAAGAAGAUGCCACCCGUCACUGAUGAUUGUGUUAUGUAAAUAUUCGUGUACAGAAUAUAUGAUUAGUGUUGAUAUGAUGACGACCUUGUAUCUGACUGAAUCAAGCAGUGUGUGAGUAUAAAAACAAAAAUUAAAAAUGUCUUGACCAGCAAGGAACGAGCACUGGCAGAAGUGUGAACAAUGCUGACUGGUCUAAUUAUUAAGCGAAUCACACAGCUGUGAUUGCGUUUGGUUUAAUAUUCUUGAAGUAGUUUAGCUGUUGUGGUUUAAUGGCGCAAGCCUAAUUAAGCCAAGAAGCACAGGACCGGUGGGUGGAAGUUCCUUGUUUAAAGCACGCCUUCCCUCCUUAUUUAUCUGUUAGCUUUUUCUCUGUUCUCAACUGCGAAAUUCUUUAUUACCAGGAAAAACGUCUAGAUGUCCUAUUAAUCUUAGGAGGGAGAAUUAACAGACAAAUGGCAAACUUUCAAGCCUGAAUGCGAAUAGAUGUAACCGAGCUUGGCAUGUUCGUUGGUUAGACAAUGACUUUUUAUUUCUCAGUGUCAUCUUCAUCAUUGCGUGUAUUGUUGACUGAAUACAACGUAGUCCUAGUGCUCCGUUUAGGGCAACAUCAUCGUAUAUGGUAUACUAAAUAAUAUGGCUUUUACAAAACAAACGGAUAUUUUUUCACAAAUUAAUAUUUGAUUAACUUUGUGAGGUGAGGAUGCCAUUUUUGGGGAUAUCUACCCGCUGCAAUACACGAAACAGGUUGAGUGUGAAUUUUAUCCCUGUCUUAGUGUUCUAGUUUCGAUUUUAUGACGUGCACGACAAGUACGUGCGUGCGUGAAGGUCUCUCGUAAGAAACGAGGUCUUCAAAAAGAGUUGAUUAGUUGAAUAUAGAGUUGAAAAGUGUACUAUGAUGAGUCCAAGACGCAGACGUCGAUACGUAGCCGAUCCUUCUAUAGCGACUGUAAAAAGACUGUGCAAGAAAAAAAAGCGUAAGAAAGCAGUGCGAGAAAGCCAAGUGUAUUCCCUACGCGAAAACGCGAAACAACAAAAAAAAUGCUUAUAACAAAUAUAUGAUAAUGAUGAUUAUUAUUAUAAUAAGAAAGAAAGAACAAGCAAAACAACAUGACUCUGUACAAUAGCUAGAUAUAUAAUCAAAUGUUUCAUAAUAUUAAUAUUGAAUUGAAUUACAAAGAGAUAUACUGUAAUAUAAUUUGUCUAUCAUCGUGAUCUGAACUAAAUAAGGAAAUAUGGUGAGUGGCACCGAGGUACGGUGCCUUGAUAGAAAGAGUUAAUAAUAAUAACAAUAAGAUAAUACUAAUGAUUAAUAAUGAUAAAGAGAAAAGGAGAUGGAAAAAUGUGGCAAGCAGAAUAAAAAGAGCGAGUGUGUCGUUUAUGUAAAUCACCGCAGCUUGUAAAUAAAUCUAUCAUAUUUAUGUCUCUCAGAAAUAGGUCCAUAUUUUAUUUUUUUCACCUUUCAAUCUAUAUCAUCUAUAUAUCAUUACGAACCGAACUGUAGAUUCAUCAAUAGUUCAAGCGCUCCUUCAAAAAAUGAUUAGUCGUACAUAAGAAAACAAUUUAUAAUAUGACGAGUUUGCGCUACGGCGACAAAGACUGGUCAAGUAAUAAUAAGGUACGUGAGACAACUGGCGAUGAAGGGAAAUGCGAAAAAAAAAUAUUGUGCAAAUAAUGUAAUAAUGGACCAAAUAAACAAUGGUUCAGAUAGAUGUCUUUUUCAGCGUAUAUUCAACUUGUGAACAACAU
This is a messenger RNA of Varroa destructor (honeybee mite), 9471 nucleotides long. RefSeq lists its product as uncharacterized. Gene Ontology annotation, molecular function: ATP binding; ATP hydrolysis activity. The record is from RefSeq and is a predicted model, not a curated record. Gene Ontology annotation, cellular component: nucleus. Lineage: Eukaryota; Metazoa; Arthropoda; Arachnida; Mesostigmata; Varroidae.